AGGCUGUUAGUGUCCCUAGAGGAGAGGAGAUGGGUUAUUGUUAACAUUCCUCCGUAUUGCUUAAGGCCUCUCUUGUGAAAGAAAAAGCAGAACCGCCAGGCAGGCUUAGUCGCCAGAAGUUUUGAGACAGACAGACUGACGACGGCUCCUCCUGGUUCUAAAUUGCCUUCUUCUCCCAGAGGAGGAAUGUUUUCUUCGCUGCUAGUUGCCGUGUAGCUUGAGCAUUUCUCCCAACAUGAAGGUAAGGCAAUCAUUGAGCCAAUUUCUGCAGAUGAAACCCAAGUCUAAUGCAAUAUUCAUUUAUGCAAGGCAUAUGGAUGCAGAACUACCAGGAUGUAAGGGGGGGGGAGUGUCGAUGGGGACAUGGUGAGUGGCAAUAACUGGAACCUUUAAAUUCAGCCACACGACUUUCACAGCUUCUUGCCUUUGAGUUCUGCCUGAUUUGGAUGCGAUCCUAACCCCAUUUACCUGGGAUUUAGCUCCCUUGCAGUCAAUACAAGUUGCUUCUGAGUAGGCAUGGUUAGGCUUAUGCUGUUAUACUUGGAAAAUCAUGUGAGCCAAACAAUAAUCCAAGCCUUCCCUUCCUUCUUUUUAGGCCCUUGGAACAUUCGUUCUGAUGGCAAUUGUGGGCUCCUUUCCUGCUUUUUCAAGGUGAGCGGUUCUUUGGCACUUUGAAAAAGGAUGAGCAUAUAUAUUCAGCAUGUAUUUUCCCCUGUUCAGCGGUAGGGCUUGAGUAGCUAGUAUAAGUUUAGGAUUGAGAGUGAUCUUUCCUUCUUCUUAUCUAGGUUGCCAACUUUUUUCUCUCUCUGGUAGGGCUCCUGUGCAUUUAACAGCUGCACGAUAGGCAGAAAUUCAGCUGGUAUAAACAGGUAGACAAAGGCUAUUGCAAGGGAGGGGGUGGAAUCACAAACAGAAUUCCUGCUUUUAAUGCAAUUGUUAAAGGUAGAAGUCCUGGACACUGACGGCUGCACAAAAAUUAGAAAUUCAAAUCUGUGAUUUCCACCACCCUGCAAAAGCUCUGUGGGGGGGAAAGAACCCCAUAGCUAUUGCAUGUGCAAUCUCCAUAUGAGAUUUUUCAUAUUAAGAUAGAAUCAUAGAACCAUAGAGUUGGAGGAGACCUUGUAGACCAUAUCUUCUCACUCCAACAUCCCUAACAGAUCACAUCUACACUUAUACUACUUUAGCAGUCACGGCUCCCUCCAAAUAAUCCUGGGAACAAUAGCUUUUAAGGGUGCUGAGAUUUGUCAGGAGACCUACAAUUCCCUGCAAACAAACCACAGUUCCCAAGAUUAUUUGGCAGAAGCUGUGACUGUAAAAGCAGAACAAGUGGUACCACUUCAGUUUCUUCAGAGUAAACAUGCUUUGAUACUUGCUGCACAUUUCCCAAUGCCAGGAAGCGCUGCUGUACAGUGGCACCUCGGGUUACAUACGCUUCAGGUUACAGACUCCGCUAACCCAUAAAUAUUGCUUCAGGCUAAGAACUUUGCUUCAGGAUAAGAACAGAAAUCGGGCUCCGGCAGCGCGGCAGCAGCAGGAGGCCCCAUUAGCUAAAGUGGUGCUUCAGGUUAAGAACAGUUUCAGGUUAAGAACGGACCUCCGGAACGAAUUAAGUACUUAACCUGAGGUACCGCUGUACUUUUGUAAAAUCAAUUGCUGGUGAAGCUGCAGCAACCACUGGCUGUGCUGCUUCAAACUUCCAUAUGAUCUGCUACAUAAAAAGCAUGGCCUUGUGCAGUAAUAGAAGGGGGAAGAGCUGUGGCCAGGCAAGCAGAGAACUGGAGCAGCCCAGCAGCAAGGCAAGAAGAGCAAAUGGCAUUUCUCAAUGCAGUCUUAUAGUGGGGAUAGGAAUCUUCCUGCACCUCCAUUAAUUCUCUGUUGUCCGUAGGACUUUCUCCUCCAAAUCACUGCCUUCCCACACUUUCUCCUACAUCAGUCUGGAUUUUCUCUUACCAGGGAUACUCCAAAAGGAGAGGGAAUGAGAAAAUCUGGAUUGAGGAAGAAGAAAGUGUGGGAAGGCAGUGAUUUGGAGGAGAACGUCCUACGACAAGGAAGAAUUGAUGGAUGCACAGGAAGCUUACUAUUGGCAUCAUAUGACCAUAUGCAUGAGCCUCUCAUCAGCAAGAUGUGCAGCCUAAUAAUAAUAAUAAUAAUAAUAAUAAUAAUAAUAAUAAUAAUUUAUUAUUUAUACCCCGCCCAUCUGGCUGGGUUUCCCCAGCCAUUCUGAGUGGCUUCCAACAAACUAUUAAAAUACAACAGUCUAUUAAACAUUAAAAGCUUCCCUAAACAGGGCUGCCUUCAGAUGUCUUCUAAAAGUCUGGUAGUUGUUUUUCUCUUUGACAUCUGGUGGGAGGGCGUUCCACAGGGCAGGUGCCACUACCAAGAAGGCUCUCUGCCUGGUUCCCAGUAACUUGGCUUCUUCAAGCGAGGGAACCACCAGAAGGCCCUCAGCGCUGUACCUCAGUGUCUGGGCUGAACGAUGGGGGUGGAGACGCUCCUUCAGGUAUACUGGACCGAGGCCAUUUAGGGCUUUAAAGGUCAGCACCAACACUUUGAAUUGUGCUCGGAAACAUGCUGGGAGCCAAUGUAGGCCUUUCAAAACCGGUGUUACAUGGUCUCGGUAGCCGCUCCCAGUCACCAGUCUAGCUGCCGCAUUCUGGAUUAGUUGUAGUUUCCGGGUCACCUUCAAAGGUAGCCCCACAUAGAGUGCAUUGCAGUAGUCCAAGCGGGAGAUAACUAGAGCAUGCACCACUCUGGUGAGACAAUCCACUGGCAGGUAGGGUCUCAGCCUGCGUACCAGAUGGAGCUGGUAAACAGCUGCCCUGGACACAGAAUUGACCUGCACCUCCAUGGACAGCUGUGAGUCCAGAAUGACUCCCAGGCUGCGCACCUGGUCCUUCAGGGGCACAGUUACCCCAUUCAGGAAUCUUAACCACAUUUACUCAGAACUUUCUCCCAAGGAAAUGUUCAUAGGGCAGUAGCAGCACAGGGUUGCAGCCAAUGCUACUCCUUCUCAGAGUAGUCCCACUGAUGUUAAUGGACAUGAUUAACUUAGGUUUGUUACCUGGAUCUGCUCUGAGCGGGACUGACUAUAACUCAUAGUUUAUAUAGGGACUAGGUUGGAAGGGGCAGUGCUGAACAGGAUGAUUGAGAUGCAGGCCAUCCACUAACUCUGGGAUUCCUCAAGAUUACAUUGUUAUGGAGGAAAUCAACAACUUUUCAAAACAGACAAUUACAAGAUCAAAUGGGAAUCUUUCCGAGACCUUCCUGCAGAUGCUUGUGAUUGAACCUGGGAACUUCUGCAUGUUCUUUACCAUUGGGCCUAUGGUCCUUCUCCCAAUGUUGAAACCCUGACAACAUUUUUCUUUCUCCCCAUAUAAAAUCCAACAGGGCUUCUCCAGUCGAUUGCAGCUGGAAUCCAUUUGGUCCUUGGUCAGAAUGUGAUGGCUGUACUAAGGCUCAGGUACAGUAUAAAUGUGUGCCAUUUGUACGCUACUCGGGUAGUAAUAAUAAUAACAACAGCAAUCUUGUUGCCCAAUAUUUUACCCAAUAUUACCCAAUAUUUUGUUACCCAAUAUUUUGAGGAUCAUAUGUUUAUUAAUAAUCAUGAAAUAAUUGCAUUAUAGAGGUAAUUUGUUGAUUUUAAGUGAUGGUUACGGAUGAAGAUCUAGGACAGGAAUGGGCAGACUUGCGUGAUGCACUUAGUUCUUUUAUUAAUACUCCAGUAUCUACCAACCAGAACCAGGUGCAAAUAGCAUAUACUUAAAAUUUUAAUGACACAUACACACACACACACACACACACACACACACGGUGCUUUGAAGUACAUUCUGAACCCUAGGGGAUUUAUUUUCAGCUCCAGGAUAGAACUCAGCUUAACCCUUUCAUGGGAAAUCAUUUUAGCUUUCCUUCAUUUCAGCAGUCUAGUUGAGAUGGGAAAAUCAUUUUGUUAUUACUGUUAAACGACUAAAAAAUUGGAAACCCUGGCCAAUCUACUGCAGAUCUCCCAAAGAUCUACCAGUAGAUUGCCCACCCUUGGUCUAGGGCACAAUCGUUUGGGAAGUUCUCCUGCUCAAGUGCCUUGGAAUGGGAACUGCACAGCAACACUGCUGAGCUUCUGCGCAGCCUGUUAUUUCAAAAGGGUUUGCACAGGAGAACUUUCCAGAGGAUCGUGCCCUAGAUAAGGGGCUCCCAAACUGUGGUCUUCAGGCCAGCAGGUGACCUAAAAUGUAUCUGUGGAUUUGUGGUUUAAGAUGGGAGGUGGUAUAUCCAUCAUAUUAAAUUGGUGUUUGAUUGUAUUUUUGUUGUUUCUUUUAUUUCUUAUACAGUGGUGCCUCGCAAGACGAAAUUAAUUCGUUCUGCGAGUUUUUUCGUCUUGUGAAUUUUUCGUCUUGCGAAGCACGGUCAAGUCGCAACUGCACCUCUUCAAGCAAUGCACCCUGGGUUUUAAGAAAAAGGAAACAAACUUGCAAGACGUUUUCAUCUUGCGAAGCAAGCCCAUAGGGAAAUUCGUCUUGUGAAGCAACUCAAAAAACGGAAAACUCUUUCGUCUUGCGAGUUUUUCGUCUUGCGAGGCAUUCGUCUUGCGAGGUACCACUGUAUUGUAUUUCAUGGCAAUAUGAAUCCACAAUUACACGUUAAGUUGCAAUACAAUGAAAUACAAUAUAUAAUUGGGGGGGGAAAUAAAAAUACACUUAGUAUCGUACUACCACAAUACAUUAAAAUUGCUACAUUGGGCAGAAAAACCAUUACAGGGUCCAGCAAGAAGACACUCUGCCAUUUGCAAGGGGUCUGUGAAGAGAAAGAUUGGGAACUGCUGCCCUAGAUCUUCUUCUGCAAUCAUUGCUUAAAGUCAUUCUUCUCCAAUCACUACAGGUGCAACCAGAAGUCCUGUUUAUGAGCAUUCAUUCAUUUAUUUUAACUUGGGAAGGUUAAAUGAUGCUGGCUAUUUGAACAUUCAUUCUGAUUUGUUUGUGGGAAGAUUAGACAACAUUGUGUGAUGGGUAGCUCAGUUGUUACAGCAUGAGACUCUUUAAUCUCAAGGUCGUGGGUUCGAGCCCCAUGUUGGGCAAAGAGAUUCCUGCAUUGCACAUAGCUGUCAACUUUUCCCUUUUCCCUUAUUCAGAAUAAGGGAAUUUCCCUUAAAAAAAGGGAAAUGUUGAUAGCUAUGGCAUUGCAGGGGGUUGGAUUGGAUGGCCCUUGUGGCCUCUUCCAGAUCUAUGAUGCUGUGAUUGUGGCAGAGCAAGUGUUAUCCCACACUUUCCAGUGUAUCUUUCCCUACAAGGCAUCUCUAACUGUGCAAAGUUAAUUUGCCAGUACAGUGGUACCUCGGUUUUCAAACACCUCCGUAGUCGAACAUUUUGGAACUCAAACGCCAAAAACCCGGAAGUAAAUGCCUCAGUUUUCGAACAUACUGAGUUCUCCAUACUGAGGCUUCCAUUUUGAGGCUUCCGCUUUCAGUUUUCGGUUUUCAAACGUUUCAGAACUCGAAGGGACUUCUGGAACAGAUUACGUUCAAAAACUGAGGUAGCACUGUAUAUGAUUGAAUCCCACCUGAAACACCCUAUACAGUGGUACCUCAGGUUAAGUACUUAAUUCGUUCCGGAGGUCCGUACUUAACCUGAAACUGUUCUUAACCUGAAGCACCACUUUAGCUAAUGGGGCCUCCCACUGCUGCUGCGCCACCGGAGCACGAUUUCUGUUCUCAUCCUGAAGCAAAGUUCUUAACCUGAAGCACUAUUUCUGGGUUAGUGGAGUCUGUAACCUGAAGUGUAUGUAACCCGAGUUACCACUGUAUUUCACACCUCAAUCUUAUUUAUCUUUACUCAUAAGUAAAUCCUACUGAGUUAAGUGGGACCACAUGUGCAUAGGAUUGCUGCCUCACAGGGCAAUCCUAUGCGUGCCUAUGCAGGCACAAGUCGCAUUGUGCUCAAUGGCGCUUACUCCCAAGGUAUAGGAUUGCAACCUCAGCUAGCUAAACUACACUACUUUAGCUUUCCUAUAUUGAUUAAUUUCCUCGCAUCUGAGUUCUCUAGCAGAGGAUAUAUAAAUUCAGGAACAGACAGCCUAUAAACCAAACUGCUGUUUUUCAUUUGCUGCUGAUGUGGCCAAAUAGAACCGCCUGUUUUCCCCACAACAAUAACUCUCAAAUUAAAAUGCAAAUUAUUUCCGUGUUUAUAUUCUUCGCUGGUUACUUUUACAAGAUUCAUUGCCUGAGUAGCUGAAAUGUUUCUCGGUUAAGGCAGCGCCAGUGAACAAUCCAAGUUUCCUUACCAGAUUAUUAGUUAAUUUUCUCUUUAAGCAAACUCCCACACCAUAACAUGUGGUCUAGCAAUACAGAGUUUUUGGCCUUCAGUAACCAACGCAGGGAAACUUAAUAAGGAUUUCUGCUUGAGUGACAAUUUGAAACUGGGUCUCUCUUACCCAAAUACAACAGUUUUGAAUAUGCGGCAGUAUAAAACACACAUGGGGUAGGGUUGCCAACUUUUAAACCAGAUCCUACUCCCACGCCUUAUAACAGCAGCUUGUUCUGCAGACAGGUGCACAUGUGAUGUUGCCAGUGACGCAAUUAGGACUGCACUUUGGGGAUGAAGUUCAUGACCCUACAUCUGACCACUGAGAGCGGCAGAUGAUAGAAAUAGAGGCAAAAAGGCCCAGCAUUGAACUACCUGCCUCCACAGGAAAUUUGUGACAUUCUCCUUUCUUCAAAGGGCACAAAUUCAGAGCUAACAUAUCAUCUGCCUUGCCCCUGAGAGCACUACCAGAACCUACCUCUAACCUAAAGGAUUGCUUUUUGGAUUUAGAUUCGCAGACGGACCGUAGCAGUUUAUGGGCAGUUUGGAGGACAGCCAUGUCCAGGAAGUUCCUUUGAAUCCCGUCCUUGUGUUCCUACGAGAGGGUGUCCAACAGAAGAUGGAUGUGGCAAUCGUUUUAGAUGUUCAUCGGGUACGUUGCUUCAGGAAUCCAACUGACCUGUUCAUUGUCCUUUCCAACUCUAUAAUUCUAUUAUUCUAUGACUGUUCCACAGCAGAAUCUGAUAGGACCAAAAAGGGGGAGAUAUGGGAAUGCAAGUGUAACUCUUUAUUAUGAUUUUUACUAUUCAUAUACACACACACACAGAGAGAGUUCUUUAUGCAGGGUCUCUAGAGGGACUCACAGUAAGUGACUUAUACACUGGUAAAUAACAGAACUCUCAGGCAUCAGGUAACGGCACAUAAAUAUUGUUGCCUGCACCCCAAUCUCUGAGCUUUGAGAGACCCCAGGAGUUCCAGUGCUUACCCAGGGUACAGUUUCCUUGGAAGGAAGGUUAAUGGAGACUUGAUGUCUUUAGGAUAUAUGGUUUUAUUUACACAUAUAUACAACCUGAGGUUUCCAGAAAGCCCCUAAAGGGCCUGCCAAGGAGAUUUGUGCCUUGUCACAAAGGACAAAUAACUAACCCAAAAACUUAAUGGGAGGUGGGGGCCGGCUUUCAGUUCCAAAUACCAAACCAAAGCAACCCAUUUCACAGAAAGGAAAUUCCAAGACGCUUGGAGAAACAUGUCCAUCCACAAAGCCACAAAAAAAUGGCAAAAAUCUGCUGAUCCAUUCCCAAACAUAAAACAAAAAGGAAAGAAAGAGGACAUUUGAAGGCUGAAGCUUUGCUUUCUGCUCAGCCCAGCAUUGUCAAAGAAAAGAAAAACCCAACAAAAUAUAAAAUAAAGGAAAGGACAGGAGAGGACAGGGGCCUCCAUAAGUACCAAGUGAGUUAUUUUGGGGCGUUGUGGUAGGUGAUCCAUGAGAGAGUCAUGUAGGGGCCCCACCUUUCCAUGAUGGAGGAGGAGUCUCAGAGGAAUCAGUUCUGUUCUCUAGGGGGGUGCAAGAGUUUCUUCAUCAUUCCUAUGUUACCUGUCUUUAUGGCCAUAGGGCAGUGCAUUAGCAAAUCCUUGGUGUGCAAUGGAGAUCACGACUGUGAGGAAGAUGGCGCUGAUGAGGACCAAUGCGAUGAGAUCAAGACGGUGUGUGAAAACACCAAGCCACCUUUGAAGCCGCCUCCUAAUGUAGAGCUUACAGGAGCAGGGUGAGUUCUUUGUCGUUCUUAUUCAUUUUGAUGGUUAUCUAUGAGUCACAACAACAUUUAGCUUCUAUACAGGGCAAAGCGUUUAUGUAGUUUCAGGUCUUCAAAGCAUUUCGCAUCAAUUGUCUUGUGGCCAUAUGAAGCGAGAAGGUUAUCUUUUCAUGAGCGUUGUAGUUACUUCUCGGACAGGCCAUUUGGCAUCUGUUUUGAGAGGUCCUUAGGGAGGGAAUUGCUCUUAAGGAGCCCUCCUCCCAGAGCACAAAGACCAUUUCUUUCUUGCCAUUGUUGUUGCUACUGCCCAUUUCCCUGUCUCUCCCACUGAGCCUUACCUUCCUUGCCUUCCUCAAAAAGAGAACAAGGCACCUGGGCCGACUUUAGCAUAUGCGCCGCCAGGGUGCAAAGAUUCGCUCAGCGCCCCCAAAUUAACUUUUAUUGAGCUUUUUUUGGGAGGGGAAGCCAAAGUUGACCUUUUUUUAGGGGGGAAUCGCUCACUUGUAACAACAAUGCAGUGGGGAGGGGGGCGACUGCUUUUGUUUCCUGACUUGUCGGGAAUAUUUGAUGCUACAGAAUAACAGAGCGAUGGAGACUUUCGCUCCAUUGCUUUUCACUGUCGCUGAUCGAAAGGGUAUACAGUGGUACCUUGGGUUAAGAACUUAAUUCGUUCUGGAGGUCUGUUCUUAACCUGAAACUGCCCUUAGCCUGAAGCACCACUUUAGCUAAUGGGGCCUGCUGCUGCCGCCGCACCGCUGCUGCGUGAUUUCUGUUCUCAUCCUGAAGCAAAGUUCUUAACCCGAGGUACUAUUUCUGGGUUAGCGGAGUCUGUAACCUGAAGCGUCUGUAACCCGAGGUACCACUGUACAGUAGGUACUCCCCAGAAUUCAGUGCCUGGGUGCCCCACACCCCUUGCACCACUGGGUAAAGACGGCCCUGCAAGGCACAAAGAGGUUGCUACUGCUGCUCUUGUCACUGCUUGCUUGAGCAGCUACAGCAAGGCCAGGAGGCCCCAGAGCUCCAGAGGCAUGGGCCUUGCAUGACAAUGUAGACUUCUGACCAGAAGCGCCAUCUUCUCAAGUUGAUUGUGGGGGCCCACCGAGACAUCAGGACAUCAGACGUCACGCAUGUGAUGUCAUAGGAGGGGGCAGAGUUGAACAAUGUACAAUAAUUGCCACAGCUGUUCUUACAAAACACUUGUGGGGUAGGCCAAUAUAAUAAUCCCUAUGUUGCAGGUGGGUGAGGUAUACUCUAGCACCUCCCUGCAAUGGCUCAUAGGAACGGUCACAAUGAACUACUGCUGCUAUUCCUUAGCUCUCGGUGGAUUUACCAGAACUUCAGCAUAAAUGGCAGGUGAUUAUUUCAAAGCAAAUAAAUUACAGGCUUUAUGUGUCCCCGUGGCCUUGCUGGUGACCUCAAUUCAGGCUGAACACAGGAGGAGAAAAAAGAUGCGAGGGGAUUGACCAUUGUUGUUUGUCAAGUUGCAUUAAUUUUACCUAGAAAUGUAACAUAGCAGGGGCAGUUGCCAUAGAGAUAAAAUGCAUUAGAAUUAUCAGGUGCUUGCUCUUUUCUGUUGACACACUCCAGGGGAAACAUUUUGUUUUAUUUUCCCUGAUGUAACUUGCAAUGGCAGGGAUUUGCAUCGUAGCUCUGCCAGUACAAAAUCUUAUUACAGAGUGCCCUGUUCUUUGCAUAAUUUAGUUUUGGAAGUAGUCUGCUGAUGUAUGCUAACAUUUAGUUAACAACUGAUGUUUCUAAAUCCUGUGAACUUUGCAGUCUGUGUCCUGACUCUGAUUGGUUGCAGCUUUGACGCUCUUACGGGUGAGAGCAGAGGUGGAGUCAUCCAUACUAAGAGCUUUGGCGGCCAAUGCAGAAAAGUGUUCAGUGGAGACCAAAGAGAAUAUUAUCGGCUGAGUGACAGUGUCCUUGCUUACACAUUCCAGGUGUGUUCGAUUGCUUGUUUUUCAGUCACAGUAUCAUCUGAGGAUAGGAACAGAAGCAGCCCACUGGCUGGGGGGGGGGGCGCAGAACUUUAGCAUCCUGGCAGCUGGGUCUCUGUUGCCUAUCAAGCAAGGCGAAGAGUUUGGUGCAGUGCAAACACACUGGCAAGAGAGCUGGAUUGGCUCAGCUGUUGCAUUUGCACCUUGUUGAACUACUUCCGCUAUGUUCCUCCCGACGACCAGUAGCAACGCACCUGUAUGGAAACUAGUGUAGUGGUUUUGUCCCACACUGCAAACUGCUUCUAGACAGGAACAUAAGAAGCUGUCCUAUACUGAGCCAGCCCGUUGGCUCAUCUAGUUCUCUUUGUUCUACACUGACUGGCAGCUGCUGUCCAUGAUUUCAAGCAGGGCUCCACAUGAACAUGCUGACACCUGAAUCUGGGACCUUCUGCAUGCAAGCAAAUUCCCUACCACUAGUAUACAGUCUUUUUCAUGGGUGGCUCAGUCUGCUUCCAGUCAGAGUCCAUUUUUCAUGUGUUCAUUCACAAGUCUAUGCCAGCUCUUUUUCUCAAUUUAAAAAGGACCGAAAAACUUAAAAUAUACUCAUCACGUUUUUUAUUUUUAUUAUGGAUUCUGUUUUUUGUUUUUUUUAUGUUGUGAAUCGCCCUAAUAUCUACGGGUAUUGGGUGGUAUACAAAUAAUAAUCAUAAUAAUAAUAGGUAUACAAAUAUAAGGGGACCCGGGUGGCGCUGUGGGUAAAAGCCUCAGCGCCUAGGACUUGCCGAUUGAAAGGUCGGCGGUUCGAAUCCCCGCAGCAGGGUGCGCUCCCGUCACUCGGUCCCAGCGCCUGCCAACCUAGCAGUUCGAAAGCACCCCCGGGUGCAAGUAGAUAAAUAGGGACCGCUUACUAGCGGGAAGGUAAACGGCGUUCUGUGUGCUGCGCUGGCUCACCAGAUGCAGCUUGUCACGCUGGCCACGUGACUCGGAAGUGUCUGUGGACAGCGCUGGCUCCCGGCCUCUAGAGUGAGAUGAGCGUACAACCCAAGAGUCUGUCAAGACUGGCCCGUACGGGCAGGGGUACCUUUACCUUUAUACAAAUAUAAAUGUUUUAUCUCAAUGCACACAUUUUAAAAAGCACUUUAUUCUGCAAUAUGCAUUUUGGGUAUGUUUUUAAAGCUGAGAACUGUAUUGCAAUGUAGAAUGUGUGAAACCCAUAGCAUAAUUAUUUUAUGAACCAGUGAUUAGUCCAGGUGAUGUGAAUUAGGUUGGUUUGCUUAAAAAUACAAGCUGAACAACGUUUUUUUUAAAUGCAAAGGUGUGUUGCGGGAAGCAAGAAUGUACAUUAUCUUUAGGGUUCAGGUUCAGCUAUACUGCAUGGACACAGCAUUUGUCCACACUUUCUAGGCAGAGGUCCACAAAUGCUCCGUCUCCGAGUGGUUUUUUAACCUUGGCUUUCCCCACUAAAACCCACUCUUUAAAGCUGAAUCGGAGCAGUCAAUUUUGGUUUUCCGUGGAUGGAUGUUUACUCCAAUUGAGCUUUAAAAAGCGGUUUUUGUGGGGAAAGCUCCAGAGCAAAGAGAGGGGCUUGGAGACAGAGCUUUAAAUUGUGGGCUUUGCCUGGAAGGAACAGAGGAAAGGCAACUCUGAAGAACCUGCGGUACAGCACAAUAACUUUAAAGAGAAAGCAUGUAUCUGGCAGUCACGACAGAAUUGCUUGUGCGGGGGACAGGUGCUUUAUAAUACACUAAAUUUUGUGUAGUUUGUGGAUUUUUAGGUUUAAUGUUUCACACACAAUUUUGGGUGGCAUGAGUUAAAUUUGUACCUUUCCUCAAGAAAAUAGCUAGCAUGGAGGUACCUAAUGUCUGGGCUGAGAAACAAUAUAAUUGCCAAUAUUUUAUUUAUUUCCAGAGAAUUUUAUAUAUAGAUACCUUUUGCUUCUUUUUAAUAGGUGACCAUUCAGAAUGACUUCAGCGCUGAAUUUUACAACAGUUCCUGGGCAUAUAGAAAACACACAGAGAGGCUUGCAACUGGAAAAAAUUACCGCCGGGAAGAAGAAAAAACAAUUGAAAAUAGCCAUUCAAAGGUACCCAGUGUUCUGCGUAAUUUCUUGCAAGCAAUUUCCCCAAAUUUAAUGCAUUUUUAAUGUUAUUUUCACUAUUUGUGUGCUUUAAUACAGAGUGUCUAUUAAUAUACACAGUUAUGCAUGCAUAUCGUAAGUUGGAAACGUGCAAAAUUUAAAGGAUCACUGUGCUUUGAUUUGCGUUCUGUUUUGCACAUCAAAUUCAUGUCAAAAUGUGAAUAGAACUGAAUUUCUUCCCCAUCCCUCACCAUCCAUUACUGCAGUGGUUUUCAACCAGUGUGCCGUGGCACCCUGGGGUGCCUUGAAUGAUGGUCAGGGAUGCUGUGGACAACGCUGGCCCUCUUUCCUUCCCUCCCUUCUCUGAUGCCCUCUUGCAUCUCUGCCUCUCAAAGGCUUGCACAGCUGUUUGUUGCAGCAGCCCUGGCUACAGACUCCACAGUAAAUGGUGCCUCUGGGGCUGGCCAGGGGGUGCUGGUUGUCAGGAGCUGAGGCGGCCUUGGGGCAGGUGAAGCAGCUCAGAGACUCAGAGACCAAGCAGAGCAGAGAGGAGAGGAGGCUGAGGAAACAUUCCACAAGGAAGGAUGUUCGAAAAGAGUGAGAGGCUGCCAGCUCUGCAGGCAAGGGGUGAUGUAACAGAGCUCCUGAACCCCACAGGGGUGCUGCAGAAAUAAUGUAGUUGGUCAAGGGAGCCGUGGACCCAAAAAGGUUGAAAACCUCUGCAUUACUGGAUUGGGGAGUUUGAAAUUUCAGUAUUUCCCUGUUUGCUGAACUCUGACACCAAAUAGCUAACCAGCAUGUGGAAUUCAGCAGUUAAUAAAGAAUUCUUUAUCCAGGAGAUAUCAGCUGUAAAUUGCUCUUUUUAUAAACAUUUUCCUACUAUUGUAAAACAACUGCCUGAGUUCUAUAUAUUUUUUGCUUUCCUAGAGUAAUCUGCUCAUGGUUAUCGAAAACAGUGUGGAAGUUGCUCAGUUCAUCAAUAAACAGCCGGAACUUCUAAAUCUUGCUGAGCCCUUCUGGAAAGAGCUUGCUAACCUUCCCACCUUCUAUGAAUAUAAUGCAUACCAAAGGCUGAUUGAACGUUUCGGAACACAUUUCUUGCACUCUGGAUCUUUGGGAGGACAUUACAAAGUUCUGUUUCAUGUUGCUUCAGACAGUGCAAAAGCACAAGGUAGUGUACCGGUGCACUCAUUCCCAAAUAGUAAAGGAGUGAGGUAAAGAUAAAGGGACCCCUGACCAUUAGGUCCAGUCGCAGACAAUUCUGGGGUUGUGGCAGUCAUCUCGCUUAACUGGCCGAGGGAGCCGGCAUACAGCUUCUGGGUCAUGUGGCCAGCAUGACUAAACUGCUUCUGGUGAAGCCACAGCAGUGCACGGAAACGCCGUUUACCUUCCCGCCGCAGCUGUACCUAUUUAUCUACUUGCACGUAUGACAUGUUUUCGAACUGCUAGGUGGGCAGGAGCAGGGACCAAGCAACAGGAGCUCACCCCGUCACAGAGAUUCGAACCACCAACCUUCUGAUCGGCAAGCCCUAGGCUCUGCGGUUUAGACCACAGCGCCAACUGCAGUAUAAAGGAGUGAGUUUGGGAAUAAAAUGCAUUCUAUUCUUGCAUGCAAGUAGCAGAGAAACCCCAAAACAUUAUUCUCUGUUUAUAUGAAAUGCGGAGGAGCCCUUAACCUAGUAAGCAAGAGUAGAAUCUAGUUCUAGAACACUUCCAGACUGUCGCUGUUUUGCCGGUGGGAUACAAUGGUGUAAGGUAAAGGGGACCCCUGACCAUUAGAUCCAGUCGUGACCCACUCUGGAGUUGCGGCGCUCAUCUCGCUUUAUUGGCCAAGGGAGCCGGCGUACAGCUUCCGGGUCAUGUGGCCAGCAUGACUAAGCCACUUCUGGCGAACCAGAGCAGCGCACGGAACUGCCGUUUACCUUCCCGCCAUAGCGGUACCUAUUUAUCUACUUGCACUUUGACAUGCUUUCGAACUGCUAGGUGGGCAGGAGCAGGGACCGAGCAACGGGAGCUCACCCCCGUCGAAUCCCCGUCACGGGGAUUCGAACCGCCAACGUUCUGAUCAGCAAGUCCUAGGCUCUGUGGUUUAACCCACAGCGGUGUAUCAGCCAUUAAAUUCACUCUCUGUUUUCCCACUCCCUCCCACCCCCAGAGGACCCUCAGAAUGCGACUAUACUCUUACUUCAGAAUAUACUGGUUGGAGUUGUUGCUACAAGAGCUCAGACCCCCUUUAAAUCACUGGAGUCCUUGGCGUUGAUCCUGUUUCUUACCCCUAUUAGCUGUAUGAUCCACAGAUCUCCUGUUACAGGCUGCCACUGGUAUAUCCAAACCUGUUUUUCUCCUCCCACCUUCCUUUGGAUGCUGCUGUCUCUCACCAUUUUUACCUGAUUUCCUCUCCCUCUUCCAGAGUCUGGGAUACUUACCUCUUUUGUUAGCCUUCCUCCCCCAAGAUGGUAAAAGAUUCAUGCAGCUAGUCUAUGUAGGUUGUGACACUACCCAUCUAAAUGGCUAUUCAUCUGCGUCUUCAUCUACUAAUAUAGGUGAUGUCAGCAUCUUCAUCUCUGCUUGCCAGCUGAUUUCUGGCAAGUUGUGCUUGGCCUUGAUGGAACCAGAGACUGGAGUCACCUGUUGAUGGUUCCUUUACAGUUCUGUUUGAGACCUUAAAAAAAUGUGUAGGCUGCCUUGAAGCCUUUCGCUUAGGCAGAAAGGUGGGGUGCAGCUCUUAAUAAACAAGCAAAUCAGUAAAUAAAUCCAUCUUGCUUAAGAAGUUCCAAGCUACCUUGGGACCCAGUUCUGUGGGACAUUUUCCUGCACAUUGGAAAUGAUUGCAUCGAUCGUUCAUUGAUCAUCAAGGUUAAUGCCCAUUUCUUGGCCUAGGUUUGAGCAUGCUGGACAUGCACAAAUGCACUUCAUCAGGGUGGAAUUUUGUGUUUGUAAAGAAGAAGAAAACAGAAUGCAACAAACUAGAUGAACUGCUGCGGCAAUCUUCAGGUAAAUAGUUGUGUGUGUGUUCUUGGAGAGGCUUACUGAUCAAUAGCAGUCGUCCGGCUUAACCGAUUGGAAUGUUUCACUAAAGCAAACAGGACCCUGCCGGUCUUACUGUAUUCAACUUCGCAGCUCCCUUGUCUCCAAGGGCACAAAGAGGCAGAGCAAAGAGCACAUGGGGGCCCUUCUCUGAAGGAGUUUAAGACUGCUGGGGAAACAGGUGGAUGAGGAGGAGAUGCAGGGGGAAGUGCGAGGCUCUGGCAACUGCUUAACUGAGGCCAGUCUUGCCGUACGUUUCUCUGUUUGUAUUCUGUUUCAUUGAGCAAAAAAUCAACUUGACUGCUUGUCUCCGAGUCUCUGUGCUGACCUGCAGCUGAACCAGCCCUGACCCAAUGAUGGCCCCCAACCUGGUGUCAGGAGUUCAGCCUACGCUCGAGUACGACCCUGGUAGAGACACAUGCCUGACUGGCAUGUUCCCUCCCUCCUGAUAGAUCGUUCAGGAGCUUCAUAAGCUUUCUUCAGCCCAAACAUCACAGCGACCGAUGCCAACAGACACCGGCACACUUAGGGAUCCACAGAGUUUGUGCAGUUGCAUAACAGAACCCCAGCAACUCAGCAUUUUGGCUAAUCUACUUUAUUUACAUAUAAACACACACAGAGCACUGCAACAUGGCUCCCUCUCUCUCUAGCAUCAGACAGCAAAGAGAGAGAAAACAAAGGACAAUAGUCCCACUUCAUGGAACGCAGUAACACAAACAUCCUGUCUCCGUCACUUCCCACUCUGUGGAGUCAAAACAUACACCAUCAUGUGAAAGACAACAAUCCCAUGACUGCAAUCAUGGAGCAGGAAUUCUAACACUUGGAUGGCUUUACAAAGAGGGUUAGGAACAUUCAUGGAGAUGGCUGUGCUCUGUCUCCAAGGUCAGAGGCAGCCAUGCUUCUGAAUAUCAGGCGCCACAUUAGGGAAGAGGGCUCUUGCGCUUGAGUCCUGCUUGUAGGUUUUCUAUAAACCUCUCAUUGGCCACUGUGAGAAUAGGUUGCUUGACUAGGUCAGCCACUGGCCUGAUCCAGAAGGCUCUUCUUUUAUGUUCUUAUACUAUACAGUCGUACCUUGGAAGUCGAACGGAAUCCGUUCCGGAAGUCCGUCCCACUUCCAAAACAUUCGGAAACCAAAUCUCGGCUUCUGAUUGGCUGCAGAAAGCUCCUGCAGCCAAUCAGAAGCCCCGUCGGACGUUUGGGUUCCAAAGAACAUUCGCAAACUGGAACACUCACUUCUGGGUUUGCAGCUUUUUGGAGCCAAAACAUCUGAGUACCAAGGCGUUCAGGAUCCAAGGUACAACUGUACUUAAUUUAUAUGUUCUUAAGUCCAUUUAGAUGUCAGCUGUACGUGCCACGACACAACUGUUUGACAAUAUAAAACGCUUGUUUUUAAAAUGCUGUGCUCUUUUUGUGCUUCCAGGUACCAGAAGCAAUCAGAUUCGAGCUGACCCGUUAGUAGAGGGAGGAAGUCCCGGAGCUGUAGCUGGGCUAAGCUACAUGGACAUAAAUGAUCCUGUGGCAAAUACGCAACGAUACUCCUUCUGGGCUAGAUCGGUGUCCUAUUCUCCUAGAGUCAUUAAGCAAAAGGUAAAACUCUGAUUUGUGUGAUUUAUUUUUUUUAUUAGAUGAAUCAUUCUCACACAGUUAAACGCCAGGGAUUUUCAGCACAUGAAGUGGGAAUAUGCUUCUGAAUACCAAUUGCUGGAAGCCAGAGGAGGAGGAGAGAGAGCUCUUGUGCUAGAAUCCUUCUUUUAGCUGUUCAGCCCCUGUGAGAACAGGAUGCUGGACUAGAUGGACCAUUGCAUUGACCCAGCAGGGCUAUUCUUAUGUUCUUAUCAUGCUUUUUGUCAUUGUUUCCAACCUUCAAAUGUUGAUCUCAUCUUCUGCACAGAGCUUACACACAUACCACUUGCAUGCUGCAUGAACCCUAGAGAUAGAUGCAACUGUUUCAGCUACUCUCAUUUUUCCAGUCUUACAUUCAGUUCUCCACAAAAUGCCUCUUUAUAUGUUCUGCCAAAAAUUAAUCAGUGUUUUAGUGCAUUUAUCCCAAUGUAAACAUUUUUGUAUGCCUAAGUUUGCCUAAUAGACACAUUUCUGCAAGCAAUUUCUCCUAAUAUAAUGCAUUUUUGCAUUAUUAUUUUUUAAAGAAUGCUCACAAUUUUAUGCACACUUCCCCCCAGACAUGUGCAUUUUUCUACAUAUUAUUUGGUUGGAGAAUGGCAUCGCAAAGUUCAGAGACGUGCAAAUUUCAAAGGAUAGUUUGGUUUCGAUUUGCAUCUUGGUUUGGGGGUUGCAAAUUAGAUCGGUUCGCAGUUAAUGCGAACUGAACCAAAUUUCUCCCUCAUCCCUGAGUGUGAUCUGGUGCACUGCAAAAUGCAGGCUUCACUCAUCACACACAGAGAGCUUAUGUGGAUAUCAUGUGUGCAUGCAGAGGCUCUGUUUUUACAAAGGAACAAUCAAUGAUUGGGCAUCAGGAGCAAGGCAGUGGGCAUGAUGUUGAGCAUCCUUGAGUCGUGACCAUCUGAGAAUGUCUAUUGGCUUCUUAUAAGUGCAAAAGGAGGACUCCUACUGGAAGGCAUCAUGAGGGAGGCUUAUGCCUUCAGUUCAAUACCACUCCAUAUAUCCUGAAACAGCUCUACCAUCACUGUCCCUGGCAUGGCUACUGCCACCCAGAUCUAGACAGGACUUCCAUUUAGUAUAAGUUACUCAUGCCCACUUUUUUAAAAAUCAAAAAAAAUCUCCUUUCUUUUUCUCCUUCAUUGCAGUUUCCCCAAAAAAUGCUAUUCAAGUGAAAGGAAGUUGCUGCUGAGCUUGCUAAGUCAAAUAAAUCAAAUAAAAGCAGAAAUCCCUGUGAGCAUUGUACCUUGUUUGCAAGUUAAUUAAGGUCCCUAUACUCAGUCUGAGCAUCUAGUUUGCUCAGAUCCAGUGAGUAAGCAGAAAUUUCAAGAUGUCAGAGUUAAGCAAAGCAAUUCAGCGUUAUUGCAUUUGGCAUAAUUAAGAUUCAUGUGCACAAUGCUUGCCAGCUGUGUAGCCCACGUGAGCAAGUUUGGUUAGGUAUAGGCAUCACACAGCAAACAUUAUCCUGGGUGACUGGCUAACUUCAUCUAAUGAAUGAAACACCCCCCCCCCCAAGACAAAACCUCAACAGAUGCACAGGUCAAUACUUAUUCGCCUGAAAACACGGUCCACUUUUUUCAUGAAGUAUCUGCGAAAAUUCUAGUUACAGGUAGGUAGCCAUGUUGGUCUGCUGUAGUCGAAACAAAAUAAAAAAAUUCCUUCCAGUAGCACCUUAGACACCAACUAAGUUAGUUAUUGGUAUGAGCUUUGUUGUUGUUUUUUUAAUGAUAUUUAUUAAAAUUUCAAAUAAUACAAGAAUUACACAAAAACAAAAAAUAAAAAUAAAGUUUUUAAGAUAUAACAAAGAAAUGAAAGAUAAAAAGAAACAUACAAAAUAAAAACAAUUAAAAAACACAUUAAUUUUCCAUAGCAUAUCUUCCUUACACUUAUUUCCCCGGACCUCCUCGUACCUCCCUUUUUUGUAUUCCAGUUCAGUUUGUUAGUUCAGCAAAUCCUUACCAUUAAGCUUUUACCCAUUUGUGAACCUUUUUUCGUAUCUCUUAAAGCAUUACAGCUGGAAACCACUUAGUUUCUAUCCAACAUCCUUCUAAGAUUCAUUAAUUUUACAAUAUUUCUGUAAAUAGUCUUUAAAUUUCUUCCAGUCUUCUUUCACCGACUCUUCUCCCUGGUAUGAGCUUUGAUGUGCACGCACAUGAAAAGUGUAUCUGAAGAAGUGUGCAUGCACACAAAAGCUCAUACCAAUAACUAACUUAGUUGGCCUCUAAGGUGCUACUGGAAGGAAUUUUUUUAUUUUAUCUGCCAAAAGAUGGACUUGCUUUAGACUAUGCAAAGAAAAAAAGAAUGUGAACCAGGUUGAGAUGUACACGCUGCAUCUUGCACGCCACAUGCCAUUUUAAUUCUUAAAGGGAUUCCACUGGCAAUUAAAAUAGUUUUAACUACUGAUUAUUUUGGGCUGUUUAGUCAUUAUUGUUGUCUUUCAUCUGUUAAUUUUGCUGCUGUCCUUUUGGAAGUUGCUCUAGAAAUAUGGCAAAAGGCAAAGUUAAAAAUAAAAAUAAAAAUAAAAAUAAACAAUAGAAGUUUUCCACUCUGAUGUCCAAGGAAUAGUCUGAGGAUGCUCAGAUUCUCUGUCACUCUUAAGCAGGUCUGAACCUAUCCACCUCUUGAGUGAAAUACCACCUGGAAGCCCUAUUAUCAUGAUUGUAACAAAUAAAGGUCAUUUAGGUCCCACUGAUUUUUACAGGAAUGUUAAUCACACAGGACUGACAAGCAUUAAUGUUGGCUGUGUUGAACAUUGCUCCUAGUUUCUUGAGGCAAGAGUAGAAUUAAUACUGUGCCAAAAUUUGGCCUCCAAUUUUACAGAAGUUUUCUUCCCCUGAAAAGAAAAUAGGUUUCAUUUUUUCCCCUGCCUAAUUCUCAGGGCAGUUGAGAAUUCCUUUAAAAUUUCAGGGGUUUUGAGCGCACCCCUCAUCAUUGCAAGGUGGCUAGGCAUGGGGGGGGGGUGUUUCUGCUUUCUAAUAAAGAUCAGACCAGCACUGUGCAGCCUCCCCAGCUGUCCACACUUACUGAUUAAAAAAACAACAACCAUGGGAGGAAUUGCCUCCAGGUGUCUUCUCCUGGGUUUUAAUUGAAACAUGUGCACCUUACUCAAGAGCAGGGGAAAUUCAACAAAAACACUGCACCCCACACGUGAAUUUCAUCUUCUCUCCCUUUGAAUAAUUUUUGAGUGCAAUUCCCGCCUCAUGGAGAAAAAAUGGGGAGCCAAGUAGAAUGUAAGAAAAAAGUAAUGUUCUUUGAAAACAAACAAACAGUCGGACAUGUUAAUUAUAUAUAUAUAUAGCUCACACCACUGUAUGAGCUGGUGAAGGAGGUACCUUGUGCAUCCGUCAAAAGGCAUCACCUGAAACGAGCCAUCGAAGAGUACCUGAGCGAAAACGAUCCCUGCAAAUGCCGCCCGUGUCGAAAUGGCGGUGAGCCGGCUGUUGUGGAAACUCAGUGCCUAUGCUUCUGCAAACCGUAUACUUUUGGAGCAGCUUGUGAACUGGGAACUCUUGUGCAAGACCAGCCAGGCAAGUAAUUUCUCUCCUGUUUUAGAGUGGAGGUGUUUAAAGCAGGUAGUGCAAUGUGUGGACACUACAGGCCCUCCCCCAAAUGCACACACACACAGGCAUGCAUGAUGUUACUGUGAUUUGAAGUUACUUAGGGCUUAUCCGCACUACAUUUCUCCUGCUGCUGACCCACCCCCAGGGAAACCUGAUAUUUCAGGCUUCCUCAACCUCGGCCUACAAGUUCCAUGAUCCCUAGCUAGCAGUACCAGUGGUCAGGGAUGUUGGGAAUUAUAGUCUCAGAACAUCUGGGGGGCCGAGGUUGAGGAAGCCUGUGAUAUUUAGUGCUGACUUGGAGCAAACAGCAAUGGGGUUUUCUGCCAGUUACCUUUUCGUUCUGAUUUAGUGCUAAAAAGUGGGGUUUGGGGGGGCAGUGGGGCAAAGGCAAUACCACUUGGACCUCUCCCUACAAAGCAUGGGUCAAGUGGAAAACCACCCAGACUCAUGCUUUCUAGGCAUGGGUUAAGCGAAAGUGUGGAUAGGUCCUUAAAGUGCAAAAGGACCAACUCUUGUCUCUGGCCUCUUCAACGCCAGAGGCAGGCUUGCAGGAUCUACUGUAACUUGCAUUUCUUUUACUAGAACCUCAAGGUAAACCUGGUUUCAACCAAACCUAGUUCUAGUAAACCUGGUUUCAACUGAACCUGGAAGCAAAAGAGUGGUUCAGGGGGAAGAGAGUCUGAUGCAAAAAUGAUAGCUGAGGAGCUGGAGAUAAUAACCCACCACAUUCUGGAAGUCACAUGCUGGAAGGUACACAUCUGCUUUCCAUAGGCAUCCACAGGAUUUUUUAAAGCAAAACACCAAAUAGGGGAGCAGGCCAGUUUCUCACAACAACAACAACAACGAGAAUAGUGCCUGUGCAUUUCCUCUUAUUUCUCAGGUUAUACAACUCCUGGAAGCUUGCUCUUUGGGGAAAAAAAUAAAGCUGGGAAUCGGGAUUACGAUUCACCAGGGCAGGGGGGACAACAGUCAGCUUUUCUGUGAAUUGCCAUUUGCUCUGAUUCAGCAGUAAAAUGCAGGUUUCCUGGGGAAAGUACUAGGACAAAAAAGUGCUUUUAAGUGCUGAUCUGUGCCUAGAAAGCAUGGUGCAAAAGGAAGUCUGGAUGAGCCUUUAGUCAACAGCAAGCAAUUAUGUACCCAUAAUUUAUGUGUGAGGAACACUGGUGCUGAGAGAUAAGGAAUCAGCACAUCAGGAUUUCUGCCCCCUCCUUACUUGCAGUUGUCAAACAACUGGGAGUCAUGAACUCUUGCUGAUUUACUGCAAAUCACCUAGGGCUCUGCCAAAUGAUCUCAGUUGGUCUUCUGUGCAGUUGCAACAAUGUGUGAACUGUAGGGCCACUGUAAUAGUUAACGGCUUAGCUAUUUUCACCUCUAAGAAGGGGAGCAGCUGAUAUUGAAAGCUGGUGCAUAGACAAGGGUGCAGUUUGCCCUCACUCCUUAAGGGUAAUCAAAUAUAUCAAAUUUUCUAAUAUUGUCCAGAGGGAGGAGGGUGCAGGUGAAUAUCUUGUGACGGUGAGUUGCAUAGUAUCCUGUGUCUGAUCCACUGAAAAAUGAUACAUGACCUUUCCUGCCAUUAUGAAGGAGUCAUUGAUGGAAGCUGGAGCUGCUGGUCCUCAUGGAGUUCUUGUACAGGAGGAAGGAAAUCAAGAAGUCGAAGCUGUAAUAAUCCCAGUCCCAGUGGUGGUGGAAGGUCCUGCAUCGGAGAAGCAGCUGAAAGCCGCCAGUGUGAGGAUGAGGAUUUGCAACAUUUUCGGUAGGUGGAAAUGAUACUUGCUAAGAGGAAAUAUGGUUUGGCAAGUCCUGGAGUCACCUGAGACUUGUUGCAAAUUAUACAUUGAAGAGAGAGUCAAUGUAUUGCUCUCCUGAAGUUGAUGAGCUACAGUUCCCAUUAUGCCUGACCACUGGUCAUGCUAGAUGAGUCUGAUGGGAGUUGUCAUCCUACAACAUCUGGAGGUCAGCCCAUAUACAUGGUGUAGUGAAGUGGUUCUCAAACAGUGAUCUUUGGACCACCAGUGAUCCACAAGGUUCAUUCAAGUGGUCUACAGUGCAUCUGUGGAUUUGUGGUUGAAGACAGAAGACAGCACACCCAUCACACUGAAUAUGCCUGUUGGCUUUUAAUGGUAUUUCAAUUGCUUCUUUUAUUUCUUAUGUUGUAUUACAGGCAUUCUGUGUUGAUUUUGCCACAGAUCCUACCAUUUUUACUUUGUGCUCAUAAAGUAGUAAGAAUAAUUAUAAAACAACAUGGAGACAGGGAGACCCAGUUUUGGUGCUGGGUGCAUGGCUUGGAGUUCUGAAACCACCACAAAUGUCGUAUAAUAUUAUGGCCUAUUAAAACCCUAGGUAAAAGCUGGAUUAUCAUGUUUGUCCUUUGAUGCUAUGGCCUGUUGGCUACGCAAAUAAAGUCCUUGUUGUUGUUGUUGACCACAAAUGUCUACCAAGUGUUUAAGAUGAAAAUUUUCAGUGCCUUCAACAAAUGGUUUGGGAGGACCUGAAAUGGCAACAUUGCAGAAGUUGGGCAAGCACAGUUCUGGUUGGAAAAUCCAGUUGUAUGAUCAGGAUAUACCGUAUUUUUCACCCUAUAGGACGCACUUUCUCCCCUCCAAAAAUGAAGGGGAAAUUAUUAUUUUUUAUUCAUUCCCCCCCCCCCCCCCAAAAUGAGGUGCAUCCUAUGGGCCGGUGCACCCUAUAGGGCGAAAAAUAUGGUAAACACUUUUUUUAAGUUGCAAUUUUUCAAUCUCAUUAGAUAAUUUUUGUGACCUGGAAAAAGUAUUUAUUAUUUGUGACCUGGGAAAAGUUAGCUCAAACUAACUUUUUUCAUGCAAGGAUUUGGAGCAUUUCAUUUAGGCUGGGACAAGAAAGGGACAAAAGUUAGUGAGCAUCCAUUAGCUGCUUUUUCUCUGUGAGUGUGUUUGUGUCCCUCUCCAGAUGCUGAUAGUUUAAAUUUGAUAGAAGUUUAAUGCCCUUGCAGAAACAGACCCCUCUGAGAAGUAAAGUGUUUUCAAAUGAAAGGUGACAAAUCUCUUGAACUCUGAAAUAAAUUAUAAUCAAAAUGUUUUGCUUUAUAGUUCAAUAGAACCACACUGCUUUGAUGUGUCUACGCUGGGCACAGAGUCCUGCCCACCACCUCCUCCCUUGGAAAAUGGAUAUGUGCAGGUAAGUGAAGCACAAUAGAAUUCCCACCUCAUGCAGGUUUUCUGCAUACAUAAGAGUACAGUAGUAAAAUUUAGGUUGCAGUUCUGUGUACCUCUAAGGUAGCCCAUGCGGUAAGCUCCAGAUGUUGUGGAACUACAAUUUCCAUCAGCCAUCAUGGGCAACAGUCAGGGCUGAUGGAAGUUGUAAUAAUCCAAACAGGAUCUGAAGGCCACCUGUAAUUCCCACUUGCCCAGGAGUAAGCCCCAUUGAAAUCAGUGGAACUUAACUUCUGAGUCCAUAUGUUUGUACUUUGAUUGUACUACAGUGGUACCUCGGGUUACAGACGCUUCAGGUUACAGACUCCGCUAACCCAGAAAUAGUACCUCGGGUUAAGAACUUUGCUUCAGGAUGAGAACAGAAAUCAUGCUCCGGCGGUGCAGUGGCAGCGGGAGGCCCCAUUAGCUAAAGUGGUACCUCAGGUUAAGAACAGUUUCAGGUUAAGAAUGGACCUCCAGAACGAAUUAAGUUCUUAACCCGAAGUACCACUAUAUAUGGAUUUCAUUGCUGGUUCACUGGUUUAUUUAGGCAGUAAACAAGUUUACCUAGGCAGAAAUAUCCAUGUCCUGGGCCACGAUGCUGAUCAUUCAAAAAUGCAAAUAUAUAAUUCUAUAACACUGUAUAUUUCGAAUAAUUAUGUAAGAAUUAUUCAAGCAUGUAAGAAUAGAGAGGCAUCCUUCCACUCAGUGACCCUCAAUUUUUCUACUUUUUAGGAUGCCGAUUCAUCCUAUCCUGUGGGGAAGAGCAUCAUUUACACCUGCAAUAGUGGAUAUGCUGUUGUCGGGGACCCAGUGGUGACCUGUGGCGAAGGCUUGAGGUGGACCAUUGGACAGAUGAGCUGCCAGAGUAUGUAUUUGUAAGCCUGGCUGCAAAGUACAAUUCACCAUUUACAUUUGUGUGCCCAGGCGGAGACCCACCCCCCGACCCCAGGCGACACCCGGGUAGAAUAACGACUCGUGACAAUGUGUUAUGGGAUUAAAAUUGGCCACAACUUUAUUAAAGAUUCAGAUGUAGGAAGACCUUGGCUUAGGCAUUGGUCGUUUAUCCCUCCCAGUCCCCGGCCAGGGAUCUGGGGCACAUCAGGGUUAGCCAAUCUGUCUGGGGACUGGGCUGGCUCUGGAAGACAUAUGUUUAAGCAGAGAGCCUGCCCCCUAUUUCACCGCAACACAGGGGAGUGCACUGACAACCUUUCAGCGCAUGGCCAGUGACUCCCCUCAAAACAACCCCUUUAACAGGGAACCCUGGGAUCACUGCCGCCGGGGGGGGGCAUGUGUCAACGCUUCACACCCCCUACCCAUUUAGGUAAGAUAGACUAAAGGAUUCCGCCCAAGGCCUAUAACCGCCAAAGUUGUGACGAUUUGCUACGGGGAAGGCAAAACCUGCCAAUGCAGGGAAAUUCCUUCCCUGUCCUUCAACAGCAACCAUUGUAAGACUGUAGCAGUGCCUUGAUGAGCUAUGCAGAACUGGCUAAACUGACAUACAAACUGCGGGACAAGGACAACUGUGACUUUAAGGAAGAAUGGGAGCUUUUUACAAAUUAUCUAAAAAGACAGCAAAAUGAACUGGACCCCUUGGCAGGUUUUGAAUAAACAUGCACAAAUUUAUUGGUUGAUAACAUGAUAGAUAGAUAGAUAGAUAGAUAGAUAGAUAGAUAGAUAAUGUAAGGAUAUGUAUAAUUUUAUAACAUGCAGAGAACAAUAUGUGCUGAGAAAUCAGAGAGAGGAGCUGAGGGAAGUCUUUAGGGGGGAGGGAGGGUUUGAAGGGGGGAAAGGGGGAAAUAAUGAAUAUGAUAUGUUUUGACAGUGUGCAUGUUGAAAUUGUUAAUAAAAAUAUAUUUUUUUAAAAAAAUAAACAUUAAUAUAAAAAAUAAAAAAGACUGUAGCAGUGCCUGCAUACCUGUAAAGAAGUAGUUAAAGGUAAAGGGAUCCCCUGACCAUUAGGUCCAGUCGUGGCCGACUCUGGGGUUGUGGCGCUCAUCUCGCUUUAUUGGCCGAGGGAGCUGGCGUACAGCUUCUGGGUCAUGUGGCCAGCAUGACUAAGCCGCUUCUGGCAAGCCAGAGCAGCGCACGGAAACGCCGCUUACCUUCCCGCCGGAGCGGUACCUAUUUAUCUACUUGCACUUUGACGUGCUUUCGAACUGCUAGGUUGGCAGGAGCAGGGACCGAGCAACGGGAGCUCACCCCGUCGCGGGGAUUCGAACCGCUGACCUUCUGAUCGGCAAGUCCUAGGCUCUGUGGUUUAACCCACAGUGCCACCCGCAUCCCUAAAGAAGAAGUUAACCUGCAAUAAAAGGCCUAAACGAAGGGCGGGUAGGGCGGGGGAAGCUCUGGAGCUGACUGAGAGUUCCCAUGUCAGCUCCGCCCCUUUUAUGCUUAAAGAGUGGACCCAACCCUUAUUGUUCCACUCACCUGGCUCUGCCUCCCCAGUCGUGAUUGGCUCUUUGAACGGAGGUUUGGUGGGAACCUCAAGGUUUGCGACUUGGGGAGGCGGUCCAGGAGCGCUCCGCCAGGAGUCAUGUAGGAUCAGGGGUGCUGUGCGUAUCUGAUGUGGAGAGUGGUCAUUCUAUGCCAGGAAAAGAUGCCAUUCUUAAAUUUCUGUCAUGCAGCUGUUCAAGACCAUUGCCGAAGGAGAUGAGGAAAGGAGUAACAAUAGUGUGGUGUAGUGUUUAAGAGCAGUAGAUUCGUAAUCUGGUGAACCGGGUUUGCUUCCCCACUCCUCCACAUGCAGCUACUGGGUGACCUUGGGCUAGUCACACUUCUCUGAAGUCUCUCAGCCCAACUCACCUCACAGAGUGUUUGUUGUGGGGGAGGAAGGGAAAGGAGAAGGUUAGCCGCUUUGAGACUACUUCGGGUAGUGAUAAAGCGGGAUAUCAAAUCCAAACUCCUCCUCCUCCUCCUCCUCUUCUUCUUCUUCUUCUUCUUCUUCUUCUUCUUCUAGGUGACUGCUGAGAGGGAGCAUUUGUUUUCACCUCACAGCCCUCAAGGGCUAGGGAUACAAAUGUGUUUUCAUUCUUCCCUCCCUCCAAGGAGCUCUGGCUAUAGCUGACACGGCUCUCCCUUGCCCAGUUUAUCUUUGGGGCAGGGCCUUAAUGUUCACCCUAAUGAACCAGCCCCCACAGCUUGCUUCUCCUCUUUAUUCCUUAGAAACGGCUUGUGUUUUGCCUGCGUUGGAAGGAGGACUGAGUGCAGACCCAGUGAAACCGUUGUAUCAGAUUGGAGAGAAGGUAAAGCUGUCGUGCCCAGAAGACACGCAGUUGGAAGGAGCAGCUGUCCUUUUGUGCGAACCCACCCUGAAGUGGUCUCCUAACGUCAACAAUAUCCAGUGCCGGAGGAGAGGUACGUAGUUCUAGGGCAAUUUUUUUGGUGCACUUGAAGCCUGAUCUUUCUUUGGAAACUUCAGAGCAGCUCCUGUGGGCCUCCAGAGAAGCAUUCCACUACCCAAACUUAACUGAGCAUGUUAAGACCAGAUCAGUUUCAGCCAUUUAACAACACCCUGCACCGCAAAAGCUAUUCACUGGGUGCAGAGACAUUAACUGGAUUUCAGAGAGUCUUCUCCCAUUUGAAGGAAGGCAAGUCUUGUCACUUUUGCCUGUGUGCAAGAGCUGCUUCCUGCUAUUAGGAAGGGUGGGAUCAGUGUUGUUUUUCUAGAAAAAGAGAUGCCAGAACUCACUGUGAACACCUCCUUUGUUCUCUUAGAAUGGCAAUGGUGCUCACCUGAGAGGUGCUGGAACUGAGUAAUAAUAAUAAUAAUAAUAAUAAUAAUUAAUAAUAAUUUAUACCCCGCCCAUCUGGCUGGGCUUCCCCAGCCACUCUGGGCGACUUCCAACAAAAUAUUAAAAUACAGUGAUCCAUCAAACAUUAAAAGCUUCCCUAAACAGUGCUGCCUUCAGAUGUCUUCUAAAAUCUGGUAGUUGUUUUUCUCUUUGACAUCUGGUGGGAGGAAGUUCCACAGGGCGGGUGCCACUACCGAGAAGGCUCUCUGCCUGGUUCCCUGUAACUUGACUUCUCGCAGUGAGGGAACCGCCAGAAGGCCCUCGGCGCUGGACCUCAGUGUCUGGGCAGAAUGAUGGGGGUGGAGACGCUCCUUCAGGUAUACAGGACCGAGGCCAUUUAGGGCUUUAAAGGUCAGCAUCAACACUUUGAAUUGUGCUCAGAAAUGUACUGUUCCUUUGAGUUCCUGUGAGUUCCCCCUGAAAAAAGCCCUGGGUGGGAUGAUGAUAAUAAUAAUAAUAAUAGUAAUGCCACCAAUUUGGAGUCAGCUGGUAGGCUUAACUCUUCUCUUUCCCUCAUUUUCAAUGGGAGAAGGUUGAGUUUCAGAGCAUUAUAGUGGGCACUUGCUGCAGCAUCCAAGGGUCCAAGGGAACUUCAUUUCCUCUGGUUCCCAGCAUUACUAAAUUGUGCAGCAACAACACACCAUAGCACCCAUGUUCUCAGUCCCAGCUAUGGCAUCCCUUGGACGCCCCCCCCCCAAACAUUCCAUGUUCCUUUGCACUGGUAAGUUGCACAGUGUGAGAGGAGAAGGAUGGGGAGAGAAUGCCUUUUUUAAAAAAGUUCACAAAAAGGUGGACAAAAGAAAUGAGUUGUCUUAAAACAGGUAUAUUAAAAAUGAAUGGGCUGCAUUAACUGUGUUGUGAGAGAUUCUAAAGUAAACAUAAUUGGCCUUUUUGAGUCACGGUACUGUGAAGGGAAAAAAAUCAAUAGAUUUCCCCCUCAUUGUAAAACCAGAGGGAAAAGACAGGUCUAGUCGCUCCAGAGGCUGCAAAGGGGGAGGAUUUUAAUUAUGUUUUGAUGGAUUGGGAUUACAUUUCAAGUAGAAAUAACUCAGGACCGGAGGUUCAGUAACAGAAAAGGCCACAAACAGGCCAGUCGUCAAGCAUCAAAUUUGUGCAGUUUCUUUUCCUGGUCCUUUGGUGGUUGUUCUUUUGUAUUGCUAUGUGCGCCCCCAAUCUCCAAGAAAUCUCAGGAGUGGGGACUCGGCAUGCAUCUCUUCUUGGAGCAAAGGUCACCGGAGUCUUAUGGCGUCUUUCUGAUAGAUGGUUUUGUUUACAGGCUGAGCGUAGGCUAGAAGGUGCACAGCAUUAGCAUUCGCAGCCGAUUUUCCUUUCCCAUCAGGUUUCUAGCAGGGCCACCAGUGCCAUUUCUUUGGAUUCUUGCAGAAAGCAAAUCAGACCAUUGUUUGUUUUGAGCUGGCUGGCUGUUCUUCUUCCACACUUGCUCCCAGCCCAGGGAAAGAGAGGGAAACUGAGGCCCCAUUCCCAAACGGCUUUCCUUCCAGCAAAGCCCAUCAACUGAGAGGAACCUAGAAUGCUGCCUUAUAGCGAGUCAGACUCCAUCUUGUUCAUUGCGUUGAUUUGCAGCUGGGCCAAGCUCAAGGUGUUACUAUCAAUAUAGAAAGGCCUUAACAACCGGGGAGCCAGUUUACCUGUGAGAUCGCCUUGCCCCAUAUGUGCCUCCUUGGCUGCUUCGAUCAGCGGAAUUGACACAGGUACCACAAAACACACUUUCCACAUUUGCGAGAAUUCAAUCUUUUAGGGUGGUUGCAUCUACCCUUUGAAACUCCCUGCCUAUAGAAAUCAGGCAGGCACCUUCACUGUGCUCUUUUUGGCACCUGCUGACAACACAACUUGAAGGAGCAUCUCCACCCCCGUCAUUCUGCCUGGACACUGAGGUCCAGCUCUGAGGGCUUUCUGGCGGUUCCCUCACUGCGAGAAGUGAGGUUACAGGGAACCAGGCAGAGGGCCUUCUUGGUGGUGGCUCCCACCCUGUGGAACGCCCUCCCAUCAGAUAUCAAGGAAAUAAGCAACUAUCUGACUUUUAGAAGACAUCUGAAGGCACCCCUCUUUAAUGUUUUUAAUGUUUAAUGCUGUAUUGUGUUUUUAAUAUUCAGUUGGGAGCAGCCCAGAGUGGCUGGGGAAACCCAGCCAGAUGGAUGGGGUAUUCUUAUUCUUAUUAUCAUUAAUAAUAAUAAUAUACUAUUGUUUUGACAAGCCUAUCAAGAGAUGUAGGAAGUUAAUGUGCGUUUUGGUCUGCUUUUUAGCCCUAUUGUUGUUUUAACUUUUCAAAAGUUUUGCAUCAAUUUUUGUUUCCUCGGGGAUCGUUUUAUUGUUUUAACUCUUUAGUAAACUGCUUUUAGGUGAUUUUUUUUUUUUUACAAUCAAGCGGUGCAUAAAUUUUAUGAAAUAAAUAAAAGAUAUCAUUGUCUACACUGACUGCCAGCAGCUCUCCAGGGUUUCAAGCAGGGAUCACACUCCCAGCCCAAAUUUGGAGAUUGAACCUGAGGCCUUCUGCAUGCAAAGCAGAUGUCCUGCCACUGAAAUGUGGCCCUUCCUGCCGAACCCACAUAAUGCUUGGAUGGUGUCGAGGUCUUACCGAACAUGCUAACAGAGUUAAAAGGGCAUCCUUCGAAAUUAGCCAGGCGCCAAGCUCAUUUUGUGACUGGGGAUUGUCAGGAGGGGAGAGCGCUUCGAGAAGCCAUGUCACCGUGUAUGGCUGCGGAGACUCGAUAAUAAAAUUGCCGCUGCUGGCACUGAGAUCGAGGGAGAGGAAAUGCCUCGCCACCCAACUCCAGAGAAAACAAAGUAGGAAGGAACAUUGUCGGCUCUGCCAGGGCUAUCAAGAUAAUCUCUGGCCUGUCUGCUUAUUCCAUUCUAGAUCUUCUGUUUCUUCUUUCUCCUCAGUUCCCAGCACAGAUACUGGGCCAGCUGCCCCUGAAUGCCAGCCAUGGGAGAAAGCCCAAGAGGCAAAAUGUGUGUGUAAGAUGCCGUAUGAAUGUGGGUGAGUUGCCAUAGGUAUCUCAUUUCUGUUAGAAAGCUAAACCCUCCAAGGGCAUGAGCCCAUGACAGAUUAGAAAGCUUUGGAGAAAUAAAGCGAGCUUUGCUAGCAAUAAAAUACCGUUUUCUUAGCCCUGUCCCACUUUAGUCCUUUUCAUCUUUUUACCUGCCUUGAUGGAGCUGUCGUUUGGUAUUAGUAGAGAGAUAGCUUGGCUAAAAGAACAGAAAGGGGAAAGAGGGCUUUGGUUGUGUAAAACAGGGAGAGAAAAGGAGACAAAAACAUAUAUUCUGGAGAUUUGGAAGUGUGGCAGCGAGUUACCUUAGAUCCUGCAGGGACCUUUUUCUAACAAAGGCAAGUGAGCAUGGGAAAUAAAAAUGGAUGGUUUUUAUUUGGGGGAUGCUAGUCAGAUAAGUAGUAAAUAAUUUGAUUCCCUUUUUCCACUGAAGCUCUGGAGAAUUUGUUCUGUGAUACUGGCAAUCUCUGUCAAGUAAUGUAUGCCCAGCCUGACAUUCUUCUUUUAAGUUUAUUCCUAAGGGCCCCUCCAGACUGCUGGGUGUAUUUUUUGUGUGGGUAUAUUCUGCAACAUGUCAUUGAUGGGUUUAUACUGAACUGUCCACACAUCAUUAUUUUGCUGUGUGGACUGUAGAGAAUUUUGGUUGAUGGGAGGCAUCUGGCUUUGUGGGUCACAAAUUGUGCAGGCUGUCCCCGUAAAGCAGGGAUAGGUAACCUGUCACCUUUCAGUUUUUGUUGGACUACAACUCCCAUCAUGCUGGUUGGAGCAGACUUAGCACAGGGCCUUUCCAGUGGUGGUCCCCCAAUUGUGAAAUGCCCUCCUUAUCAACUUUCAGGAGGGAUUUGAAAACAUCCGUGUUUACUCAGGCAUUUGGUGACUGAAGAAUACUGUUCCUGCCAACCCUGGGAUCAUUGUUUUUAACCACAACUGCUUUUAGGGUGUUUUAACUUGUAGGUUUUUAAUUCUUUUCGGAAUAUUUUAACUGUUUUGAAAUGUUUUUGCUUUGUUGGUUUUUAGAAUGUGUUCUGUUUACGAGGUAUAAAUUCAAAAAAAUAAAAAAAUCCCUCACCAUUUGCUACUCUUGUUGGGGCUGAUGGGAGUUGGUGUCAAACAACAUCUUGGAAGGCUGCAGAUUCCUGCUGUAAAUUUCAGUCCCCUGUCAAUAGUGUGAUUUCUUGCUUUUCCUCCCAGCUCUUCCCUGGACAUCUGUGCUACAGACCAAAGAACCAAGAGAAGCACAUGGCUAACCAUCUGCAAGCUACAUGCAUUGGAGUGCAUGGGCAGGCAAUAUGCUUUGGUCAGCAAGGAAACCUGCAGGACUCCUGCUGCAUCCACAAGACCUUGUGGCUCAUGCCAGCUGUGGGAGACAUGCCAUGGUAAGAGGUUUCCCCAACAUCCUUCUGCACCCAAAUUCCUGACCAGAUAAUUCAAUUUGUGGGUGCACUUGCUUCCCACCCCACCCUGGUACUUCUAAAUGUGAUUUACUGGGAAUAGCAGGAACAAGCUUGGAUUGAAUAAAAAAAAAUGUGGUUGACCCUCUAGAUUUAGUGCAGAGUUAUCUUAGGGUUGGGACGCAGGUGGCAUUGUGGGUUAAAUCACAGAGCCUAGGGCUUGCCAAUCAAGGUCGGCGGUUCGAAUCCCCGCGACGGGGUGAGCUCCCGUUGCUCGGUCCCUCUCCUGCCAACCUAGCAGUUCGAAAGCACGUCAAAGUGCAAGUAGAUAAAUAGGUACCACUCUGGUGGGAAGGUAAACAGCGUUUCUGUACACUGCUCUGGUUUGCCAGAAGCAGCUUAGUCAUGCUGGCCACAUGACCCAGAAGCUGUACGCCAGCUCCCUCGGCCAGUAAAGCGAGAUGAGUACUGCAACCCCAGAGUUGUCCAUGACUGGACCUAAUGGUCAGGGGUUCCUUUACCUUUACUAUCUUAAGGUUACCCUCCCCAGAGUUAGCUGGGACAUUUCCUCUGUUUCUGGCAGAGAGCUUCAGAACUAUGGAGAAGGAGAAUUAUGAUUUGUUACCAGAGAUGAGAGCAAAGGUUAGCUAUAGGAUGAAGUGUACAAAGGUGGUCUUCAAACUUACUUUUCUCAUUGAUUUGCUUGCUGAGGAAUACCAGUACACCCGCACUGCAGGGUUCUAGGGAACAUUCUUUGAACCAAACUACAAAUUAUGUUCACUUUAUAGAAGCGGGUGUUUUUCAUUUAAAACCCAGUUGCCUGAUUGGACCCUAGUAUGUACAGGUAAGGGAGUUGUUGUUGUUGUUGUUUUAUUUCUAUACUGCUCUAUACCCGAAGGUCUCAGGGUGGUUGACAUGAAGGAUCACAUACAUAAAAUCAAAAUACAAACAGCAACCCAAUAAAAAAAAACCCUUAAAAGAGCCAGCAUUUUAAAAAGAGUAUAGGAUGUAGAUCAGGUUGGCAAAGGCCUGGUUAAAAAGGAACAUUUUUGCCUGGUGCCUAAAGGUGUAUAGUGAAGGCACCAGGCGAUCUUCCCUGGGGAGAGCAUUCCACAGACUGGGAGCCACUGCAGAGAAGGCCCAUUCUCGUAUUGCAGGCUCAGCAUAGAAGGGGAGGGUGUUAAAGAAUUAUUUAUUUUAAAAUAUUUCCAGGAUGCUUUGAUGAGUAAAACUUACCCAAGGCUGAACAACGUACUGAGCAGCAGAAAAAAUACAGCUUACAACAAUUUUAACACAUGAGCUAUUGCUGCAAUCUGCUCCGAUUGUAUAUUUUAUCUUUAUGAACUCUGUUUUUAUUGUGUUAUGUUAUGUAAGCUGGUCUUUGACCGUAAUAAAUUAUCUGUCCAUCUCAGCUUACAACAGUAAUAAGAUAGAAUAUGACACAAAACACCCACUGCACCCAUGUAAUUCAUUGAUGGCUCCUUGUACCCCACAUGAAUUUCACUCUAGAUUGCUCCCUCUCUUACACACAUACACUGGCAAUUUGUGCAAAACCAAAACUUAACUGCAACCCUGCACUUCAAAGCAGGGGUGGCUCUGGGCUAGAUCUGUCCUGGCAAGCUGCAGGAAGUGGCCUGCCAGGUUUGUUUGCUGAUCAUUUCAGGAGAUAAUGCACUCUGCCUGAUAUUUGCUGAGUGAUCUUUAAAUCAGCACCUGGGGCGGUGCAAAGUUACUGAGCUUUUUUUUUAGGAAAUCAAAGUUGCUGUGCCGCAUUGGAGAUUCCCAUGCCGCCCUACCGACCCCUGUGGUGCCCAACGCCAUGCCCCCCCCUCCGUGCAGAACUUAGGAGUGGGCUGUGUGACUAUGCCAGAUUCUAGAGCACUUGGACGUCAACUGACUAAUAUGGCUGAUCACACAGGUGGCAACUCCACCAUUUAACUGGCUUAUUUACUGAAAGGUUUGCUGUCUUUUGAGAGAGGAAAGAGGGAGAGGUUGGGUGGGGAAACUGCGAGAAAAGCUGAGAGAAGAAAGAGACUGAAAGAGGAAAACAGAGAAAGUUGGACAUACAGUAUAUGGUUAAAGAUUUGGAGUUCCAUGAUUGAGAUGACCAGAAGACCCCUCUGCUGCAAGUUGAAGCUUAGAGUGGUUUUGAAGAAGUUGAAGAUGACUGUGUUAGAGUAUGGCAGUGCAUUUUGUUUGGUAGGUCUUUAGCUGUCUCAAGCCAGCAGUAACACAACACUUAUUUCAUAUUGUCUUAAAGCAAGCAGAUGGACUGUACAGAGCCAGACUUUGUCAGCCAACCUGAAAUACUCAAAGGUCUUGACUUAUCUUGUAUCAAUAAAGUGGGAGAGAGGCAUCUAGCUGAGAUAAGGAGAGGUGCAGUGUUUAAACAUCAGGCCCCCCUCCUCCUUGCAGAAGCAGCUGUCUCCAAGAGACUCUGGGAGAUGGUUGAGUCCCGCUGAGGCUGUAUAUCAUCUGCCUGAGCGGCUGAGCUUCCCCAAACCAGCCCCAAACCUUGCUGGGGAGGAUAAAAGGAACGCCUGCGAAGUUGGCUUCUUUUGGUCUUCCUGUAGCUGCUUGUUAAUCCAGGUCGUUCGGUGAAUUACUGUCUCAUUCACUAUUGUUUAAUUUUUCUCAUUUGUGGCGGUUGUUUAGAUCCAACCAACCAGUGCAUGUGCAAAGAAGCUGGACAAUGCGGUGACACAGGAAUAAGCAUUUGCGUUGAAGUGGAAGGAAGGGUCGCGCAGCAGACCAUGACUGAAUGCGAGGCUGGCAUCCUCAAGUGUCAGGGGGAGAACAUCACUGUUGUUAGCAUAAGACCAUGCGAUGUACAAAAUCCCUAGUCUAUGUUUGCUUAUUGCACUAGGAUAACCACUCGGCUUUCCAGUGUGUUAUACACUGUAUUACAUUACUGCUGCAACCUUUGGCCAAGUCUCUCUGGGGCAUAUAACUCAGUUAUGUAUACUUGUUGGUUUUUGUUGAUUACAUUUGUAUAUUAUUGAGAAUUGUUUUAUUUUGUUUUAUCUACCCUGCUUAGGAAUCAUUUGAUUAAGCAGUUUAUAUGUUCUUCUAAAUAAAAUAAAAAAGUAAAGGGUCAGGAGAAUGGUGGGAUGAGGACUUUGUAGGUGAUAGGGGAAGAGAAGGCUUGUUUAUUUCAAGGACAUAUAGGGGGGAGUGCAUCCCCCCCCGAUGGCUGUCAUAGAGGAGCAGCCCACCCAGUGUCAAACACAGGAUAGAUUUUAUUCAUACUUCAGAUGUGUACUUAAGUAUGGCACUUUACUUUUUCCUGUGGUGGUAAAUGGCAGCUGUUCAUUGGUAUGGGAGAAAGUAAAGAAGGGCAUCUGAGGAAACUAGUGAUGUGCUAUUAAAUUGUUCUCUGCACUUACUGACUCACCCAUGGAAAACCAGGCCUCCCCUCUCUUCUUCUCUGGUCUCCUUUGGGAGGAAGGUUCAGAUAUAAAUUUAAUAAAUGCCCAAGAAUAUCUCCAUAGGCUCACAGUUAGCUCUGCUUCUUGACUAUGCCAGAUUCUAGAGCACUUGGACGUCAACUGACCAAUAUGGCUGAUCACACAGGUGGCAACUCCACCAUUUAACUGGCUUAUUUAUUGGAAGGUUUGCUGUCUUUUAAGAGAGGAAAGAGGGAGAAGUUGGGUGGGGAAACCGAGAAGAAAGAGAGUGAAAGAGGAAAACAAAGAAAGUUGGACAUACAGGAAGUCCAUGACUGAGAUUACUAGAGGACCCUUCUGCUGCAAGUUGAUGCUUAAACUGGGUUUGGAGAAGUUGAAGAUGACUGUGUUAGAGUAUGGUAGUACAUUUUGCUUAGUAGGUCUUUAGCUGUCUCAAGCCAGCAAUAACCCAGAACACUUAUUUCAUAUUGUCUUAAAGCAAGCAGAUGGACUGUACAGAGCCAGACUUUGUCAGCCAUCCUGAAAUACUCAAAGAUCAUGACUUAUCUUGUAUCAAUAAAUAAUGGUUGUUGUGUUUGUUUGUUUUUUUAAAAAAGGCUUUGGUGUG
Molecule: messenger RNA, 35639 nt
Organism: Podarcis lilfordi (Lilford's wall lizard)
Lineage: Eukaryota; Metazoa; Chordata; Lepidosauria; Squamata; Lacertidae
Source: the annotation of a GenBank genome assembly